Messenger RNA from Thunnus maccoyii (southern bluefin tuna), 2231 nucleotides. RefSeq names its product proline rich 15 like b (gene prr15lb). The coding region runs from base 260 to 706 and encodes 148 amino acids. NCBI's taxonomy places the organism in Eukaryota, Metazoa, Chordata, Actinopteri, Scombriformes, Scombridae. The transcript has 2 exons. The record is from RefSeq and is a predicted model, not a curated record.
AUUUAAAAAGCCUUUAAUACUUCAUGGCUACUAAGUCAUAGUUAAAAACAUGCCUACGCAUUUGAACCAUUAAGGCCUUCAUCAUGGCAAGUACAUGGUACGUCAUGACAAAUAGUCCUUGUCUACACACAUUCAAAUUUAAAGAUAUUUAGUCUAAAAAAUAUCAGAAUCAGCCUUUAAAACCCACCAUGUGUCAUUUGUGUGUAGUUGUAAACUUCUCCUCAGGUUAUUGAAAAAUGCCCAAAUUCUCAGAAACGAUAUGGAGGACAUCACCUUAGUGUCCUCAAUGAUAUACAGAAGCUACAAGUCUGUUCAGGAUGGCAACAUGAUCCCUUCAAUAAAUGUCAGUCUUCCAGUCUCUGUCGGUGCCAUGGCUGACCAAAGCUGGUGGAAGCUGACCUUCUCACGCAAAAAGAAAUCUGAAUCCAAGGUCCUGUACGAGAUCCCGGCCGAGUGCGGCAGCAACACUGGGCAUAAAGAGCACUCGAGCAAUAAUCCCCCUCCGGACCGUAUGGACAGCCAGUUCAAUGCCAGACUGGAGAAGAUUGUAGAUAAAUCUGCCACCAAAGGCCGCCACGUCAAGGUCUCCCACUCUGGUCGCUUCAAGGAGAAGAAGAAGGUCCGCGCCACGCUGGUGGAGAACCCAAAUCUGUUCGCAGAGCACAACCUCAGUGACGAGAACCAUAAAAUGAAGACUGAAAAAUAGCAAACAUGGUCACAAACACCAGAAUGCACAUACUUGAUCACAGUUGUGUCAUACAUCAGCAUCACACUCAUAAAAGCUUGAAGGGGUAAAAUAUGUACUAGCACAACCACAUUGGCAUGACAUUUGCAAUGUGCGGGGUGGAUAAACAUGCACCACACCCAGGUAGAUACUGUAACCAGAGGACUCACGCCUAAACAAACAACUGCUAUCAACAUCAGACAUUUACAGAAGUGAGGGGAGGCUAAACAAGCACUUGAGACAUUUUUCUUUGAAAUUUUGUAAACAUUGUUACUCCAAAACUGAAAGUACACUCUUUCAAUAACUUUUAUGGCCUCAUAUUGUUGUUAUAUAUCUUCAAAAAUGAUCUGUGACUCUGCCUAACCUCAUGCAAACAUCCUUAUGAAUGAAUUGUAAACAUGAUUGCAAUUUAAAUUUUUUUUUAUUAUAAUGGCUGUAGAGUUUGGGAAUAAAACCUCCUUUUUUAUGUCCCACACAAUCAGUACAUAAGGGAAGAUAGAGCUUUGCACAGUGCAACCAAGGCAGGAGAUUUUUAUUGCAUUUUUACAACCAAAGCAAAUUAAGGCUUGAUUUAGCACUGUGGAUACUCCACAGAUUUGUUAAAUUAACAUUUGUUGUUUAUAUCAUCUUUUCUGAAAUCCUGCAAAAAAAAAAAGUGUAUUUUGUUUUUAAUAAAUUUGACAAGAUGUGUUAUUAUAAAGGAGUACUUUGUGUUUGUGUGGUGGCAUUUGCAAGAAGAGGUAUUUUUGCUGAAUUAUUUCAACAUUAGUGUUAUUUAUUCUUCCAAAAGUUCAGUAUGUCUGACCUUUAAAGUUAUGGAUAGGAUUAGAUUUAGUUUACAGUUUGGGAAAGAGUUACACUGAGUUUUGAAGUUGAAAUAUUCAUGUCCAACAUUAAGCAGGGAAACUCUCCACUAGUAGAAAGUGUUUUUAUUCAGUUUUAAUGGAGCUAGCUUAAUGGUUUCCCGUUGUUUUUGCUUUGCUCACUGUUUUAGUUUUAAUCAGUUAUGCUAACAUCGACAUUUCCAAUGUUAACCUUAAAUCAAAUGAAUAAUAUGAGAGGGGUCACUCAUCAAAAACCUAUCAACUUAUCACAAUUAUUACCAAUUAAAAGCCAAAGCUAACGUUAGCUGAUGUCAACCAUUUAAACUUCAAUACUUUUGUGUUUUCAGACCAUUUCUUAAAAAAAUUAGCAGAGAAACUUUUGUUAGACAGUGUAUUUAUGUAGUUUUAAUUAAGCUAAUUUAGCGGUUUUUGCUUUAGCUCACCGUUCUAGUUUUGAACAGCUAAGCUAACAUUGUCAUCGCGCUAACUCAUGUUAGCUUGCUGUUUAUGUACAAAGUGUAUUUAACUCAAAACUGUUUUAAUUAAUUUCUCCAUAGCAAUAAACUGAAAAUAUUGUGAGCUUGUUGCCUGACUUGUUAAAACAGUAUGAAUCAGCAUUUUCAACCAUAAAUCAAGUGACUAUUGUGAGAGGGGUCACUCAUCAAAAACCUACCAACUUCUCA